CUUCAUCUCCCAAUGUCAACACAGAACGUCCUCUUCAUCGGUGCCUCCCGUGGUUGCGGCUUCUAUGCCGCCCUUCCUGUUCUCAAGGCUGGCAGGCGUGCAACAUUCCUCCUCAGAAAUCCCGACACUCUCACCUCCAACCCCGAGUUCCAAGCGCUCACUCCCGAGCAGCAGCAGAAUGCAAUCCUCGUAAAGGGAGAUGCAUAUGUCCGAGAUGACAUUGUUCGUGCUGUGGACAGAGCUGGCGAGGGGAUGGACACCGUCGUGUUCAGUCUCGGUGUGCGGCCUUCUGCAUGGCCCAAGAUUACCUGGUCUCGUGGAAUAAUUCUUGAUCCCUCUCAGCCCUGCGCCCGUGCUAUUGCCAUCCUUCUCUCCGUGCUGCAGGAUCUGAACCGACCCGGGUUGAGGCUUGUUAUCAUAUCCACCAUGGGUCUUGGAGAAAAAUACAAGGAAUUGCCAUUCCUACUGAGGGGUUUGUUCUACGGUUGGCUGCUCAAGGAUGCACACAUCGACAAGGAGGCACUUGAGUACCUAUCCCUUCGUAGCUCCAAGUAUCCUACUCCCGCGCACACACCACCGGAGGUCGCAAUCCCAUCCUCGGCCGCCUCCCUGCGCUCAGACUGGCUGGACGAGCUCGUCAUCGUACGUCCCGCGCUGUACACGGACGGGAAUGAGGUGCCAGAGAAAGUGCGCGCUGCACCGGUUGUGAAAGGCUCAUAUACAAUCUCGAGGAAGGACGUGGGUGGCUUCAUCGCCAGGGAGUGCUUGAAGGGAGAGAACAAGUGGAUUGGAGAGAACGGCGUCGUGCUGGCCUACUAGAUCAGGCGCUCUGCAUUGCAAUGGACUGCACACUCGCUCAAGUUUGAAAACUGUGUCUCGUGCGUCUCUCGCUCGUUGUCAGUAUAACCUACUUUGGAUAAAUGUACAGUUAUCC
Molecule: messenger RNA, 934 nt
Organism: Dacryopinax primogenitus
Lineage: Eukaryota; Fungi; Basidiomycota; Dacrymycetes; Dacrymycetales; Dacrymycetaceae
Exons: 3
Coding region: 13-819 (268 amino acids)
Source: RefSeq, a predicted model, not a curated record